GCUUGAUAUGGGACAUGGAGAAGAAGUUGCUAAACAGUUGACUCCGACAUCAAUGGAUUGUCUUUCUGAUGAUCUCCUUCUCCAAAUCUUAUCCUUCCUUCCCACAAAACAAGCUGUUUCAACCUCUGUUCUCUCCAAGAGGUGGAGAGCUCUGUUUGCUUUCACUCACAAUUUUGGCUUCGACACUUACAUCUUUUGCCACCCGAGAAAUAAUAAACGAUAUAAAUAUGAGACUAGUGAAGACAUGCGAAAGAGAUUCAAUGAUUUUGUGGACAGAACAUUGGCUUUGCAAUUGCAAGGGGGUAACAAUAUAAACAAGUUCUCACUUAAACUUUGUAAAUAUUAUAAAGUUGAACAAGGUGACGUUGACCGAUGGAUAUGUUAUGCCCUGGAACACGGUGUCUCUGAUCUUCAUCUACACAUAAGAAAUACGUGGAUGUUUUCAAUCCCAUCCAAAGUCUUCACCAGCACAACACUUGUUAAGCUAUCAUUGGAAAUACCAUUGUCAGACUUCCCAAACGUUCCGGAUGCAUCUCUCCCAGCACUAAAGGUUCUCUUUCUUCGUUCAAUCAGGUUUAAGGAUGAUCAAUUAUCUAAUUUGCUUCUCCCUGCUUGCCCUGUACUUGAAGACUUAACCAUACGAUAUCCCCGGUUUACUCCAAAUUAUUCAAACGUCAUAUCCAGCAAAACCAUUAAGAAACUCUCCGUUAUCUUUGGCCAUCGCAAUGGUGAUUCUGUUUCCAGAAUAAUUUCAUUUGACACCCCUAACGUUGUCGACUUCUUUUACUCUGAUUAUCUUGGGAAUGAAUCUCCGCAAUGUCGUUUCAAUUCACUUGCCAAAGCUACAUUGGACUUUGAAUUAUUAAAAGCUGACAAGCAACCGAAUGUGAGGGAUCUCAUCAGUGGGAUACGCAAUGUCAAGACCCUUCACUUGACUUCUUAUGCUGUCGAGGUGAUUUCAGUAAGCUGCAAAGAUGGAUUACCCGUGUUCAACAACCUCGUUGAUUUAGUCUUUUCUAGUAAAGAAGAAGGUUGGAAAUUGCUUCUGCCACGUCUGCUACAUCGGUCUCCAAAUCUUAAAACUCUGAUUCUCUCGGGUCUGGAUUGUUUCCCAUGUAGACGGCAUCGGUUUACUAGUAUUCCCCGGAAUAACCGAAUAAUUAUGUUGCGUAUCAUCAAGUAUAAAGGAUAUGUAAGCGAGCUGAAACACGUUAGACAUUUCUUACAGAAUAUGGAGUGUCUUGAAGUGUUGAAAGUCCACGUUUCACCUUCAAUGGACGACACCAAAAAGAAGCAACUCACUGAGGACCUUUUGAAGCUUCCAACAGCUUCCUCCAAGCUCAAGAUACAAGUCAUGUGAUCAUCACAUGCAUUAAUCAUAAGUUAUUGUAUUUCUUUAAAAAUUAAUGAUUUUACCUAUUGUUUUGUUUUAGUUAGU
Camelina sativa (false flax) is the source of this 1438-nucleotide messenger RNA. Its product is annotated as putative F-box protein At3g44060. Gene Ontology annotation, molecular function: protein binding. The record is from RefSeq and is a predicted model, not a curated record. NCBI's taxonomy places the organism in Eukaryota, Viridiplantae, Streptophyta, Magnoliopsida, Brassicales, Brassicaceae.